This is a messenger RNA of Eruca vesicaria subsp. sativa (arugula), 432 nucleotides long. NCBI's taxonomy places the organism in Eukaryota, Viridiplantae, Streptophyta, Magnoliopsida, Brassicales, Brassicaceae. The record is from the annotation of a GenBank genome assembly.
AUGGCCACAGUCCCAGGACAGCUAGUGUGGGAGAUCGUGAAGAGAAACAACUGUUUUUUGGUGAAACAGUUCGGUAGAGGCAAUGCCAAGGUUCAGUUCAGCAAGGAGAGCAACAACCUCUGCAACCUCAACUCUUACAAACACUCUGGUUUGGCAAACAAGAAGACGGUGACCAUUCAGAUAGCUGACAAGGAGCAAGGCGUGGUACUUGGAACCAGCAAGACCAAGAAGCAAAACAAGCCUAAGCUAUCUGUUAACAAGUCUGUCCUCAAGAAGGAGUUCCCCAGGAUGGCCAAAGCUGUUGCCAACCAGGUUGUGGACAACUACUACAGGCCUGAUUUGAAGAAGGCAGCACUUGCUAGGCUCAGCGUGAUCAGCAAAGGUCUUAGAGUCGCCAAGUCUGGCCCCAAGAGAAGGAACAGACAGGCUUAA